CAAGCGCACAGUAGAAGGGAGUGGUACGUCAAAAACUGACGCACAGCGGCAGGCCAAACAAGUCCAUAGUUUAAUAUAGCCAGCACAAUACCGCACCACAAUAAUAUAAACUGUAAAAUAUAUAAAACAAAAGUCCAGAAACUUACGUGACCAAGUGCAAAAAAAAAGAAGGAAAAUCUAUAACUAUAAAAAGCAAACGAAAACGAAAAGAGCAAACUGUGUGAGUGUGAAAAAAACAAGCCACAAAUCAGAGCGAGUACGAGAGCUUCCUACUAUAUCAUAUCAUAUAACCGCUAUAAAUAACAGGAAAGGCAACGCAACAACGAACGCCAAAUACCUUCAAUUGCGGAGAUAGCCGGGCUUAUGAGUAAAACAAGCUGCCAAGCGGAUGUGGUAGGACAGAAAGGGAUUUCUUGAAGGGGGCAGGAGGAUGCCAGCCAGCCGGCGAGCCAAAAGGGCACAAAAUUGCAACAUCCGCAACUUCGGGGCAAGGAAUCAAAGCUGAAGGAGCAACCGCAGCAAUACUCUCAAGGCAACUCAUGUCAAUGUCAAAAUUGAAGUAGAGGAGGGCCAAAAAGGCAGACGGACGGGCGGGGCAAGAGCUACGGCUAUAUAGCUAUAAAAGCAAAAGCAUUUUAAACUGCAGAUGACAAAGAAGGUUGUGCUACAUCUACAUAGUAAAUACAAAACAAAUCUAAGCAUAAGAAACCCCAAAACCACACACCCACACGCCCCACGACCCGAAAACCCUAAACCAAAACCAAAAACCUAGACCAAAAUAAACAGAGAGCGAACAAGUGGACGGGGAGUCCCCGGAAUUUCGAACUGGCAAAGGAAGGCAAGCGGUUCCGGAUACGGUGACCCGUUUUGCAGGCAAAAUGUCCGUGGACUUUAUACUGCCCAAUCGCAACAAGAUCCAAACGAUUGCCUAUGCGAGUGCCAGCAAGAAGUAUGUGGCCGGCGGAUCGGGAUCCCAUUUGGGAUCAGCAGCCGGAUCAGGAUCAGGAUCAGGAACCGACCUGCAGAGCUGGCGACGCCCAAAGCCCAGGACCGCGGGAAAACUGAAGCUGGAGGAUAAGUCCCCAGUGACUGCCAGUUCGGUGCUAAGAAAUGCCAAUGGAAAUGGCCUGGGAAAUGGCGGAAAGUCACCCCUCAAAUCGUUGGCCAAGAGAUCCUCGCGAUCGGUUCUGAGAAGGGAAAUCAUCGAUCUGGACGACGAGGAGGGCGAGGAGCAGGAGGAUCAGCUAUGCGAGCACCUGGAGUGGUCAGCCGCCCAGUCCUUGGUCCAGAUGAACUCCUCCAAACAGGAGAAACAGCGACGAGCGGGAACUACGGGAUCUCCUGCAACUGUGGCAGCACCAAUUUCCGCCUCAGUAUCGCUGCGCCGUCCAGUGGGCAGAGCUCCGGCGGAGGAUGGCAAGGUGAUUUUCUACGCCCCGCCCGCCAGCGCUAGUGGAUCGCCGCGCCAGCCGGAGCCGGUGACCUUGAAGAGGGAGCGUGAGAGGGAGAGGGAGCGAGAGCGGGACAGGGUGAGGGAGCAACAAGUGGCCGCCUCGAUUUACCGGGGUCGCAGUGUCGAGGAAACGGAAGCGGCCCACGAUCUGCUCUCCCUUUCGCAGAGUUUGCCGCCCCUAAUCCCGCCCUGCGUGGUCACCAUCAUGAAGCAGGAGCAGGAGCAGCUCCGCUCCCCGGAGAUCCAGGAGAUAUCGAACAGCGCUUCCAGCCGAUCGCCCCAGUCGACCAUCCGGUUCAUAGGCAGCAGCUCCUACGACCUGAUGAGCGGCUCCUCGGAGGGGGCCAACAACUGCUCGCCCUUGACGCCCCCGAACUCGGACCACAGCUCCGACGUGGAUAUAGACAUGUCUUCCUCCUCCGAGUCGGGGCUGCAGCAAUGGGGCAAGCCCAAUCCGCAGAGUCAGCAGAGGGCGUCGGCCCUGAAGAUGUGCCUCAACAUGCUGGAUGGCAGGACCAAGGCGAGCAGAGCGGCUGCAGUGGGCAAGCCGGAGAGGCAGGAACCAGUGCAGCCGCGGCCCAAGAGUGCCCAGAGCAAUGCCUCCUCCUCGGGGGGCAACACCACAUCGGAGCCCCCUGAAACACCGACGACCACGGGACACGGCUCCUCGGGAAACGGGGAGAACUACGCCAAGCGGAAGAGGGGCUGCUACAAGUGCUGCGAGUGCGGAAAGCAGUAUGCCACCUCCUCGAAUCUCUCGCGCCACAAGCAGACCCAUCGCUCCCUGGACUCGCAAUCGGCCAAGAAGUGUAACACCUGCGGCAAGGCCUACGUGUCCAUGCCCGCCCUGGCAAUGCACUUGCUCACGCACAAGCUCUCGCACAGCUGCGACAUCUGCGGCAAACUCUUCUCCAGACCCUGGCUGCUCCAGGGUCACCUGAGAUCCCACACCGGCGAGAAGCCCUACGCCUGUGUCCAUUGCGGCAAAGCCUUUGCCGACCGCUCCAAUCUGCGGGCCCACAUGCAAACCCAUUCGGGGGACAAGAACUUCAAGUGCCAUCGCUGCAACAAGACCUUCGCCCUCAAAUCGUACCUCAACAAGCAUCUGGAGUCGGCCUGUCUGCGGGACACCGGGGCCAUUGAUCAGGACAAGGGAUUGGACGAGGACGACGACGACUGCAGCAAGCAGGACGACCUGGAGGGCGACGAUCUGGACAGCGAUGAGAACAGCCAGGACAUUGUGGUGGCCUAGGAACCAUCGAGCGAUAACUCUCCUGCCCGCAACUAAGAUACUUUACACCAGAACCCUAUAAGCAAUACUCGAGCACCCUUAUCAAAUUAAUACUAAAACGAAAAACAAAACAAAAUAAGAAUUAAAAAACAAACAAAAUCUAGUCUAGGAAUCGGCUUACUAGCGGAGUAGUUCAUUAAACAGAAGGCAGAUGAUGAUGAUGGAUCUCAACUCAAUAGAAUCUUCUUCAAGCAGUUAUAUACACACACUUAUAUCUACUCACUUAUAAUCUCUGAACUAUCCCGAAAAUCUCUCCAAGUUGCAACUUUUACUGAACGAAGAUUGGGAGGCAAAAGAACAAAGAAAAAAAACAAAAGGUUUGAGAAGGAAAUCCAAAACGUAACUUAUAGUAAAAAUCUGACACAACGAAUAUUAUGGAACAUAAGUAGAAAUUCUAUAUAUACACAGAUCAAAUAAGCAUUAUAUACAGAAGGAGGGAAUGAAGAAGGGAACGGCAAAUUAUAUGUAUACAUAUGAACUAAAUGAUUAAUACCUAGCGAGCAGAACCAAUUUGCAUGUUUUUUGGUAAAUAUCUACUUUUAGGCAUCGUUUUAGGGCUCUAGAGUUUAUAUACACCCCCAAUACACUCACCACUACCCACUCACCUAGAUAUUUAGUCCGAGUACUUAAGGAUUCGAUCGGAGCUCAGUUCAAGUCUUAGCAAACUAAUCAAUUAGUGAACUUAUAGCACUUCCCGCAACUCCCUAUAUCUCUCUCGCUCUUAGACUCUUUUUAACCGUACUCAAUGAUCAAGUUAGCAAUCGGAAAUCGGAUAUAUAUAGUGACGACUAUCGACGAUCGAUGAUCAAUGAUCAAUGAUCGAUGAUCGACGAACGACGAACCAUUUUAACCGCUGCGGCAACUUUACACUCUAACCAAGUUUAAGAUGAGAUUACUUCCAUAUUAUGCUCUAACUCGAUAAACAGAAAACUACUUCAAUUACUUAGAAAUGAUUAAAAUUAAUGAGAAAACAAUUUAGAAACAUAUCACAAGGACAAUACUUAACAUAAAUAAAUACAUUCAAAGUAUGGAAGGUAUAUGAUGGAAGCGACCCCAAUUACGACAUUCUCAUACACAUGCAACAAAGUACUUACGAAAUAGUUAUUUUAUUACUAGCAUUAGAACCCCAUGACUCGUGUACAUAUAUAAUUGCAAGUUUAAAAACAAUUUUAUACAAGAAACUACCCCCGUACCCGCGACCCCUCGAGCUUUGGCCCAGCCAAAGGUUUCCAAUGGACAGGAACGCAUCCUCCCCAAAUUCCGAAAAGGAUAUACUCGCAUGUAGAUAUCCCCCGAAGUCGGGAAGUCUGAGAAUUCGGAGUAGAAAAAGAAGGCAGUAGGCAGAAAGCUGAAUGGUUGAUGAUGAAACGAUGAUGAUAGACGUAGAGACGCACUUGUAAAACAAAUGAUAACUAAAAGCAAUUCCAAAGUUAAGUGACAUAGUUUUUAACGAACAAAAAACCAAAAAAUACAAAAAUUUGUAAUUCUAUAAAAACAAAAAUCGAGAAGUAUUGAUAUAUACACAAAACAUGUAUUUAUUUUACGCGUAGUUUUUAUUCCGAAGCCAAAAGCUAUUGGCAAAUGGCAAAUGCAAAUGCAAAUGGCAAAAAAAAACCGAAAGAGUAAACUUGAAAACAAUUUAAUUAAAUUGUCAAUUACAAUUAUUUCAUAAUUUAAGAAUUGAUGAACGAGGCGGACGGCGAUAGAGGUUAUUUUUUAAAGCAUAUAUAUACACAUGAAUAUAUUACAAAUAAAUAAAUAUAUUUAAAAGAGGCAGUUUUAUAUCGAAAUUAAUAAUAGUAAAUGCAAAGUAACAACAAAAUAUUGAAAACCAUUCGAACUUAAUUAUACAACGAGCAAGAAACCAUUAAUUAUAAACCCCGCCCCCACACUCUCGCACAUACGCCCACAAUUUUAUAGCAACAAAGCAGAUUAUUACAUCGUAUUCUACAUACGUGCGCGCCAUGUAGAUAACCAAGUAACGCCGCAUGUCGCAAGUCUAGCAGCAGAAUAUCGGGGCAGAAUUAGAAUUUAGACCAGAGAGUGCUAUGCGCAUUGUUUAUAGGGCCAUAGUUCGAAAUCGUGUUUAUGCAUGGCUUUAUUGAUGAUUAUUGAUAGCGUUUUAAAUAGCAUUAAAUGCCUAUAUACACAUAAGCAAACCAAACCAAAUAAAAACAAAAAAAACAAACCGAAGAAAAUCUAAAAAAAAACGUAUAUAAGAAAUUCCAUUGAACAGUAGUGGUAACAAUUAUGUGAUUUGCAAUUUUACAUUCAAAAUAUAUAUGAAAUAAUUACGAAUAUAAAUAGAUUAUAUAUUGAGGCGAGCGUUUAAUUGAUUUAUUUAUGAGUAAGAUUUAUUUAUACACAUUAUACACCACAAAAAACGAGAAACAAACAAAAUGACAAAAAGUAAAAAUAAGAAGAACGCGAAUAGAUUGAGGAAUGGCGAUGCAAAAAAUAUUUUUACACAGAAACCUUGUUUUAUACACGCGGCAAGUUGAUUCCCAAAAUCGUAAUACCCCAAGACACACCUGCAACAAUUAAUUAGAGCCCCCUGAAACACUUUAAAAACAGACAUGCAGCUGCGCUCCCGAUUUCACUUUCUUAUUUAUUUUUAAAAUUAUUUUAAAAGGGAAAAGCUAUUAAAAAAAUAAAUAAACUUUGAAGGUUUACCUUUCUCAUUAAAGAUCGGUUUUUAUCAGACAUUAGGAAUUGGACUUUUUUUUGUUGUUUCAAUUGGAUUAAUGUGAAAUCGGGAACUCUAGCUGAUAGACACCCACACCCAUAAUUUCAAGAUCAAUGACACCAAUUCAAUUUUGAUUAUUAUACAAUAAAUGGAAGGGCAGAAGUCGAACAUGGUGAGAUAUUUUAUAAAAUGAACGAUGAAUAACGUAAAGAUAUUAAUUUAUAUAUUCAUAUAUUAGAGAUGCAAAAAGACUUGAACAGUUAUAUACAUUUAAAAUUGCAAUAUAUUGUAUACUUCAUUAAAAAAUUAUAUACAUACAUACCGGCAUAUAUGCAACCACGUAUAUAAGUAAACAUAUUUAACUUAUUUAUAUAAAUGCUUACAGCGAACCAUAAACAUAUACAUCAUAAACCGAAUCUCAAUUUUUCCAAUGCAAGACGAAUAGGAAUCCCUCAAGUAAAUCAAGAUCAAUUCAAGUAUAUACUCAAUGACCACCCGGCCGGCAACAUCGCCUGGCCGUACAGGAAUAUAUAGCUAAAGAUAUAUAAGUAAUACUACGUAUGCAAUACAAUGCCACGCCCACUUCCCGGAUGGCAGGCAGCGAUUUUAAGGCGCUGCCCGUAGGAGUUUUCACAGAUUUUUCCUUUUGAUACUUAGCAUUCGUUCUUGUUCUACUUUUAGUUAGAGAAUGUUCAACUAGUUUCAGCUUUCGUAGGAGUUAAAUAAUCGACUUUAAAGAGACACACACAAAAGAACAACAACAACAAGAACACCUAGAUGAACCGCAGCUAUACUAAUCUAAUAACCCCGUAACCCCACACACUCUAUUAGACACUAACCGACAUUCUACAGACAUACCCACAUGCAUAACCAUGCGAUUUUAUGGCAAAAUAUGUAGAGCAUAUAACCUAUUAUAUCCCAAAGAAAGCUAAUCCAUUCUUAAAUUAAUAUACACGCGAGUAACCGGAGAAAGCGAAGCAAAUAGAAUCGAAACGAAUCGAAUCGAAAGCAGGAGAAUCACAGAAGAAUCCAAUAUGGAAAUACGUGACAACAAACAAAGAAUUAACGCAACACGAGUAAACUCCCCCUCAAUGAAACAAACAAAGCAAAACCAAGCAAAACAAAACAACCAUAACAAGAUCCAAAAAGUAUGACACGAUGAGACGAAGGAAUAUAAAUUAGAAUCAUAGUUAUUAAAGCUACACCCACACACUAGUGCAGCCAUGUAACUAUUUUUAGAGCCUCGGAAAUAAACAUACAUAAAAUACAUAAAAAUAUUAAAUAAACGACAGAGAAAACAAAA
Messenger RNA from Drosophila rhopaloa, 6733 nucleotides. RefSeq names its product zinc finger and SCAN domain-containing protein 21. The transcript has 3 exons. The record is from RefSeq and is a predicted model, not a curated record. NCBI's taxonomy places the organism in Eukaryota, Metazoa, Arthropoda, Insecta, Diptera, Drosophilidae. Gene Ontology annotation, molecular function: RNA polymerase II cis-regulatory region sequence-specific DNA binding; DNA-binding transcription factor activity, RNA polymerase II-specific. Gene Ontology annotation, biological process: regulation of DNA-templated transcription. Bases 879 to 2705 code for a protein of 608 amino acids.